Aspergillus alliaceus is the source of this 629-nucleotide messenger RNA. RefSeq lists its product as uncharacterized. The coding region runs from base 195 to 527 and encodes 110 amino acids. Lineage: Eukaryota; Fungi; Ascomycota; Eurotiomycetes; Eurotiales; Aspergillaceae. The record is from RefSeq and is a predicted model, not a curated record. The transcript is spliced from 3 exons.
ACGCUUUUUUGACAUCACGAGCCAGUCGUUCGAGACACUCAAGCCACCUGAUCCACAUCCGCUCAGCCCUACGUCUUGAUUUAAAGGAACCGUGAACUCCUCCGUUCAACCUUGCUAUUAAAACAAACCAACCCAAAGCAACCGAACACUCUCGCAGCGCAAAACGAUAAAGUGAGAACAGAAAAAAAAAGAAAAUGGCCCGCGGCAGCCUCAUCCCCCUCAUCAUCCUCUUGGUGGUAGUCACCAUCCUCGCCGUAAUCGGGUACAUCGCUUGGUCGAUCGUGCAAGAGGUAACGCGAAACACGCGGUCGAAGAUGGAGAAGAAGAAUGUGGUGUGGAGUCGGGACGGGAUGAAGGUUGGCGUGAAGGAGUUGAAUGAUGAAGAUUACAAGGAUCGGAGUCAGAGUGUUCUGGUUAAUAUGUGGAAUCAUACCUCGUUUCCGGCUUAUAAGAGUCGGUUGUGGAAUAUGACGGGGUCGGCAACGGAGCAAGGGGAGGUUGAGAAGAGGAGGGGGUGGUCGAAAUAGAUGUUUUUCGCUUCCCUUCUUUUCUUUGAUGCCUUUCCCCGAGACGGUUGCCUUCUGCGAGUUGUACCAUUCACCCGAUCAUAUAUUUCGGUGCGAUUUAAA